CUGUGUGUUCGGGGCAAAGACAGAGGUGGAAGAAGUACUCGGAUUUAAGCAAAUAUAGCACUUCUAAAUUAUAAAAGCACUUUGUUACGAGUAAAAGUCCUGUAUUCAGAAGUAAAAGCACAAGUUAUCGGCAUCACAAAAUACUUAAAGUACCAAAAGUAAAAGUACACCUUUUGCAGAAUCAUAUAUAUAUAUAUUGAGUUACUAUUAUAAUUAGUCAGUGUUUUCAUCCCAGCUGGUACAUGAAGAGCUAAUUUGAUAUACUGCAGCUACAUACCUUACAUUGGUCAAAGUGUAUUCAAUAAUUGAUAAAUAUGUUGUAUUAGCUAAUAAUCUAAACCUGAAAAGUAGUCAAAAAUGCCCGCAAUAGGAAAUGAAUGGGUAACCCUGCAUUAUGUUCAUCCAUCAGAUAGUACACACCCAACAAAUCUACAAAAUGUUGAUUCUGGAAAACAUUUUCAGUAUAAAUGCUUUGUAUAUUCACUGCGGUUAUUCAAGUAAACCAGGAGACAUUGUUUACUUAAAUGUAAGUAAAAUAGAAAUGUGUAAUAACAGGGGACAUUUAAGCAGAAGUAAGGGGGGAGAAGCUAACCCAACAGGAGGGUUAAGAAACGAGACAGUGUUCCCCCAGCUGUGCAUCCCACUAUCAUAUUAAUGGUGAUCAAUCGCCAGUGACAGAGCUGGAAGUGUAACACGGUGCAGCCGGCCUGUCUGGACACGCUCCCACACACAGGAAGACUCCCAGGUUCAUCAUUAUCACAUUUAUGAGCACUCAGUCAGUCAGUCACUCAGCCUCUGCACAGUGUGCCAUUUAAACGCUGGCGUCCCACCCACGCUGUUAUCAGGGGGCAAAGUCAACUGAGACUUGUCCUGUUGGGCUGCAGGCGGACAGGGUCAGUUCAAACAGGCUUUCUGCUGGGGAGCGCUUCAGGGAUGCAGAGACGUCUUUUUGGAUUAUUAACAUUUUCCUGGAUGUACAAGGUUUUUUUAAUGGUUUCCCUGGAUUUUUGUGCUACUGAUUACACCUCUUAAAUACAUUCCAUUGGUCUCUCUUGCAGUGGGAAUAUGGAGAUUGUUCGCACCGGCGCCAUGAGUGGGCUUCUCAAGAGGAAGUUUGAGGAGGUGGAUGAGGACCCAUGCUACUCCUCACCCUCCUCCCUCUCCUCCGACUGCUCGGGGUGGGACUCGGAGGGGGAGAGCUGCUACUCGGACACCCUGGACUCCACCCCCAGCAACCCCAGCUCGCCUGCAAAAACCUACAACACCACGUCCAUCCUUAAGAAAUCCAAGAGAGCCAGACGGGGCAAUGUGACCUUCGACCAGGUGACGGUGUUCUUCUUCCCUCGGUGCCAAGGCUUCACCAGCGUUCCCAGUCGAGGAGGAUGCACUCUGGGAAUGAUGCAGCGCCACAGCGUCCUCCGCACCUAUUCGCUUGCCGAGUUUGCCGUGGAGCAGCGGCUGCUACGACGGGAAAAAUUUCUCAACAGACUCAGGGAGGAAAAGCUCGAAGCUCUCAAGUUAAAGCUGACUAAGAAUGGAACCCAGGAGAACGAGGAGGCGGAGCGGCUAACGGUGGACGACAUCCCCGAGCAGGACAUCGACAUCGGUGGCACCAAUCUGGACGAGUGCUCUUUCCUCCAUCCUUACCCACCCAAACGGCGCUACGCUCUACUCAAAGAAGCCGGCGUGAAGAAGGUCGACAAGGACGAGAAGAGGCAACUGCACGAGCUGAGGAUCUCCAGGGAAAACUGUGGCUGUGACUGCCAGGGCUUCUGCGAGCCGGAGACGUGUAGCUGCAGCCUGGCUGGCAUCAAGUGUCAAAUGGAUCAUUCCUCCUUCCCAUGUGGCUGCACUAAGGACGGCUGCGGGAACACAGAAGGUCGCAUCGAGUUCAACUCCACCCGGGUACAGACGCAUUACAUCCACACCAUCAUGAAGCUGGAGCUGGAGAAGAGGCUGGAGGAGCAGUCGAGCCCGGAGGAAAGGGAUAAAACCACCACCUUAGUGCCCUCGUACGGCUUCACUUCAGACCUGGCAGGAGAGAACAGCUGCAGCAGCGACAUGACGGACUUAUCGGACUCUCAGAGCGAGGACUCUGGGGCGGGCGAGAGUCCGUGCGAUCACCACACCCAGCUGGACGACAACGGCCUGAGCAUUUUGAGUUUUAGCGACACGGUGGGCGGCUCUAGAAGUGGGAACUGUCGAGACAUUUGCUACCCAGAUAAACAUCAAGACCACCUGUCCACGGAGGCUUUCAGCAGCUUCAGCAUGGCAGACUUUGCAGACGAGAACGACAAUAUAGACGCCGCGCUGUUGGACGAUCACACAGACAAUCGAGCGACAGACUUUUUGGAUGAGAACGCCAACCAGGGGAACGGUUUAUUUCACGGCGGCAGUGUGCCACGAACGCCGUCCCCGAGCAUCGACCGCUCGGCGAGUUACAACAUGGACCUGAGCCUCUCCUCGGAGUCGGACCUGGAGUUCUUUGACGGGUUUCCCUGCUUGGGGCCCAGCUCGCUCUACAACUCCCUGAAGGAGUACGAACACAUGGACAACUUCUUUCAGUUUCAGUUGCCUAGCUAUCCCUCCCUCCCUCCGGCCAGCGACCCCGGGACCUGCCUCCUGGAGUCGCUGAUCGGACUCUCCGAAUCCGUCCCUGAACCCCCCGCCACAUUUACAGACAAUCAGCUGUUGGAGGAAGCCAUGAAAUUGUCUGUGAUGGAGUCUGUGAAAGUUUGACGAAACUAGUGGACAGUGCAAGGAAAAAUAAAAGGUUAUAGAGGGGUGGCCGAACAUGCACAUAAAUGUGAUUUUUGGAGGAAGCUGUGAUUUCCCUAUUGCCUAAUAAAUGUUCAAAUUCCAGACUUGCCUUCAAAACGUUAGCAAAGCAGUGUGGGAUAAAUGCUGUGUGAGAUGGCAGCUAGUGUUAAAAAUGCAAAAUGGAAAUCAAUUUGGCCCUUAGUAACCAAUGAUGGCUCUGCAGUUCCUAAGAAAGCUAUUUUGACCAAACCAAGAUCACCAACCAUGUGAUGAACUGGAAGUAAACCUUAACUGGGGCCAGGUUGGGAAUCUCCACACAGCUCAAUGUGCACCUCAGGGAUUUUUCUAGCUUUCUAGCUUUUGGAGGCAAUGUACGGUGACCAUUGCUGUGAUGGCCUUCAUUUAAAACCUGAGUUAAAUCACACGUGUUCUCUUAUUGGGCUCACACUCGGAUGACUUUGAGUUGGUACGGUCCACCCUGUUAAAGCUAGUGGACUCUUCCUCCUCAAGAUCUCACCUUUGGGUGUUAUAUGGUACAAAAGAAAUCCCUCUAAAAGCUCCUCGAUCAGCACUUUAUCUGUGAAAAUGUUUGAAUAGGCAUUGCUGUGGUUGUAUGGGGUCGAUUCAACAGUUCAACGCUAAAUUAUGGAGUUCCUUAUUUAUGAGAAAGGAAAACGCUCAUACCAUUUAAAGCUGUAGCUUGUUUUAUCUAUAUUACUUUGUUUUAAAUUAUUUCCUUUCAUGAUUCUAUUCUAUUUAUUUCCGCCUACUUUCACUCGAGAAGCACUGUGGUUAUUUUUCACCUCAAAGUGCUUCCUUUUCCCCCCAUUUCACAUGAUGGCAUUGCUAUGGGAAAGGGACCACAAGUCCAUCAGAAAGUAUUUAAUAUCUAUUCUCUUUUACAUAUAACUUUUUUUUUUGAUAACUUAUUAUAUCAUUUCAUUAGCUAUUUAAUUUAAGACAUUUUGGCAAUAAAAUGGGGGUGUUGUGAAGUUUACUGGAUGUGCCUGCUUAUCAGGGAGCCUGAUAGUGCUUCCAUUUAAGCUUUGGGACUGAAAACUGUGGAAUCUCCCGAAUCACUGAAACUAAAUGAUGGGUCUAUUGUAUCGCUGCCUAUAAUGUAACCAUAGAAAAAUUACACUAAUAUUUUAUAACUAAUUUAUGUAGGUCGACAAAGAAUUCUAAUCACUGACAAAUUAAAAUAUUUUAUUAAAGAAAGAAAAAAAAUUCAAUCCGGGACAAACUUUGUAAUAUAUGAAUUAUAGAGAAAUGUAUACUUAUGAAGGUUAUGGCGCUCUAGCAUUCUGAAGUAUUUUUCACAUAGGCAGUCUUAUGAGUAGAUGUCUUAGCGAAAUGCCACUAAAACUGAGUAAAUUGCAAAGAUCAAUUUGAUUGUAUUCUGAAUUUCUUGGAAGUCUGUGACUUGGGUUACACUAUGUAUUGAAUUAAACAAGGGGCAUUGUGGGUAAAAACUGCAUAUAUUAUACGGUUUUUAUCGCACACACAAACCCUGAAAAUGAAAAAAGUUGCCUCAUUCAUGACAGAACAAGACAGUGGAGGACACUAGAGAGUGUAUGUACAUAUCUCACCCUUUCUACAGCUGUUUCUGCAGCCUUUCUGGACCCUUUAGAAAUUAUGCAUGCAGGUCCCGUUUGUUAAAACUUGUUCUGAUUAAUUGUAUACUUUGAAAAGUGCUGAAUGCACAUCGGAAAUGUAUUAUUCGCUUUUUGCCUUUUUUGAGUAUUUUAAAAUCCAUCCGAUAUGUUCUCACGCCAUGAAGAGGGCACUGAUUCUUUUUGCCAAUGUUUGUUUCUCUUGUAAAAAAAAACAUCAUGAAGAAAUGGCAUCAGUGAGUGUUCAUCAAUGUAAUGUAUUACAGUACAGCUUUUUUUUACAUUUUGUUUUCAGAAAAGAAACGUGUCUUACUUUUUUGCCUUUUUUGUUGUACAUAUUUCUGCUUGAAUGGUCCUGCAGAGCAAACAAAGCUGCUUUAUUUUUUACAUAUUCACACUUUAACCUGCUGUUCAAAAACAGUCUCUUUCAUCUAAGCCAUUUGACAGCCUGUCCCUCCAAAUAAUAAUAAAAAAAACAUUUUCUAAAA
Gymnodraco acuticeps is the source of this 4861-nucleotide messenger RNA. RefSeq names its product cysteine-serine-rich nuclear protein 1b (gene csrnp1b). Gene Ontology annotation, molecular function: DNA-binding transcription factor activity, RNA polymerase II-specific; sequence-specific DNA binding. The record is from RefSeq and is a predicted model, not a curated record. Lineage: Eukaryota; Metazoa; Chordata; Actinopteri; Perciformes; Bathydraconidae. Gene Ontology annotation, biological process: regulation of transcription by RNA polymerase II. Gene Ontology annotation, cellular component: nucleus. Bases 1066 to 2739 code for a protein of 557 amino acids. The transcript is spliced from 5 exons.